This is a messenger RNA of Rubroshorea leprosula, 1821 nucleotides long. The record is from the annotation of a GenBank genome assembly. Lineage: Eukaryota; Viridiplantae; Streptophyta; Magnoliopsida; Malvales; Dipterocarpaceae.
CAACAAUUGGUAUCAGAGCAAGGGCUCUAAUUUGAAGGUUUAACCACCUAGGAGUUGAUCGGGAAUGGCUCAAUUUCUAUCUUCUCAACCACUUGAAGGUUUGUUUACCACUAAGCCUCCUUUCUUUGAUGGUACUAAUUAUAAUUAUUGGAAGAAUAGGAUGAAGGUCUUCAUGCUUGCAAAUGUGCCCAAGGCAUGGGUUGUGACUAUGAAAGGUCCAUAUGUACCGAUGAAAAUUGUUGGAGAAAGAGAGGUGCCGAAGGAAGAGAUUGAUUGGAAUGAUGAAGACUUGGAGAAGAUCAUGAUCAACAACAAAGCAAUUAAAGUGGUGAGAAAGGUUCUUAGAAGCUUGCCUAAGAGUUGGGAAGCCAAGAAGACGGCAAUUGAAGAAUCUAAGGAUCUCAACACUCUCAAGCUUGAAGAUCUCAUUGGUAAAUUGAUGACAUAUGAGACAGAAGUUCAAGGUGAUGGUGGAGUUGAAAUAGUUGAGAAGAAGAAGAAAGAUGUUGCAUUCAAGGUUAGCAACCAAAAGGAAAAGAGUGAAGAUGAUGCUAGUGAUGGUGAAAACUUCUCCUACUUAAUCUCUAGAGAAGUAAGGAGAUUUAUGAAGAAGAACAUCAAGAGCAAGCUUGCAAGAAGAGAUGAAGGAGAAUCCACCAAAAAGAGUGUGAAAUGCUAUGAGUGCAACAAGAUGGGGCACUAUAGAAAUAAAUGCCCCAAAUUGAAAAAAGGUGAGAAGAAAGACAAGAAGAGCAUGAAGAAGAAAGCAUUUGCCGCCACUUGGAGCAAUGAUGAGACUAGCUCAACGGAAAGUGAAAGCUCCUUGGAGAAAGGUGUUGCAAAUCUUUGCUUUAUGGCUCAAGAGGAUAGCAACAAUGAUGAGGAGGUAAACUCUAACUUUUCUAGUUCAAUUAAUGAAAGUUCCUUUGAGUAUUCUUAUGAUGAUUUAUACAAAGUUCUUGAUUGCUAUAUGAAUGAUAUUAAGAGACUAGGGAAUGAGAAUCUUACUCUUACUAAAACUAUUUCAUUACUUAAAAAUGAGAUUGAAUCUCUUUCAAAACAAAAUGAAGUUUUAGUUAAAGAAAAUGCUUCUUUAAAUGGUGAGAUUGCUUCUUUAAAGAAUGAGGAAGUUAAUGAUGCUUUGGAAAAGGAAAAUGAGGAUUUAAAGAAGGAAAAUGAGAAUUUAAGGAAGGAAAAUGAGGAUGUGUGCCUUGUGAGCAAAAUGAAGAGCAAAUGGUAUCUAGAUAGUGGAUGCUCAAGGCACAUGACGGGUGAUCCUUCACAAUUCUCCUCACUCAUGCCCUUGGAUGGUUGAACCAUGACCUUUGGUGACAAUGGGAAAGGAAUUGUGAAAGGAAUUGGUAAAAUUGGUAACAAAUCUAUUUCUUUUGAUGAUGUUUGGUAUGUGGAUGGAUUGAAGCAUAACUUGCUUAGUAUUAGUCAAUUAUGUGGUCGCAUGCUUAAUGUUGUAUUUUUCAAGUCUCAUUGCAAGAUUAUUGGUUCUAGAAAUGAUCAAGUGUUGUUUGUUGGCAAGAGACUUAAAAAUGUGUAUGUGAUUGAUUUGCAUGACAUUGAUGCUAAUAUUUGUCUUGCUUCUAUAUCUCAUGAUGAUACUUGGUUGUGGCAUAGAAGAUUAGGACGUGCUAGCAUGAGUGUUAUCUCUAAGUUGUUAAAGCAUGAUCUUGUUGAUGGCUUGCCUAAGGUGAAUGUAAAUAUUGAUAAUGUGUGUGAUGCAUGCAUGAAGGGUAAGCAAAUUAGAGUUUCCUUUAAGACUAAGAAGUGCAUCUCUACAAAUAGACCUCUUGAUGGGAAUCAAGAUGA